This is a messenger RNA of Lobosporangium transversale, 610 nucleotides long. RefSeq lists its product as hypothetical. Lineage: Eukaryota; Fungi; Mortierellomycota; Mortierellomycetes; Mortierellales; Mortierellaceae. Gene Ontology annotation, molecular function: ubiquitin conjugating enzyme binding; ubiquitin-like protein binding; cullin family protein binding. Gene Ontology annotation, biological process: positive regulation of ubiquitin-protein transferase activity; protein neddylation. The transcript has 4 exons. The coding region runs from base 153 to 575 and encodes 140 amino acids. The record is from RefSeq and is a predicted model, not a curated record. Gene Ontology annotation, cellular component: ubiquitin ligase complex.
CAUCGACCUUUUCCUUUUCCCUACUUCUCUUUUUCUUUUUCCUCUUCUGGAUCUCACCCUACUUUUGUCUUAUAUACAAUAAACUUCAAUCUGAGUACACUAUUUAAUUUCCUUGCUCUCUCUACCUUGCAACCGCCCAACACAGAUACACAAUGAAUUACCUAACUCAAGAUCAACGCUCAAAGGUUCAAAACCUUACGGGAAUCACCAACAUGAGAGAAUCUGCAGCCAUUACUUUGCUCAAGGAUUGCAGAUGGGACAUUCAGGUGGCAGUAAACACUUUUUAUGGUGGCGGCAGUGGUUCGAACACUACAUCUCAGAGCAAUACCAAGUCUCUACCGCCUGUUAAUGUUAAACAAAUCGAGAAGAUUUUUGACGAUUUCAAAGAUGAUACAAACUAUAUUCUAAUCGAAGGAAUGGAAAAAUUCUGUGCGGCCUUGGAUGUGGACCCAACGGAUGUUGUUAUGCUAGUUAUGGCCUGGCAUUUGAAGGCGGAGAAUAUGUGUGAGUUUACUAGGUCUGGAUUCAUCGAGGGUUGGACGAAACUCAGGUACAGGACACAGGAUCCGCCUUAAAAGAUCUUAUUAAGAAUGUGGGUGUUGUUCUUCAG